Suhomyces tanzawaensis NRRL Y-17324 is the source of this 4390-nucleotide messenger RNA. RefSeq names its product Ras family guanine nucleotide exchange factor (gene CSC25). The record is from RefSeq and is a predicted model, not a curated record. Gene Ontology annotation, biological process: Ras protein signal transduction; positive regulation of GTPase activity. The transcript has a single exon. Gene Ontology annotation, molecular function: protein binding; guanyl-nucleotide exchange factor activity. Gene Ontology annotation, cellular component: plasma membrane. NCBI's taxonomy places the organism in Eukaryota, Fungi, Ascomycota, Pichiomycetes, Serinales, Debaryomycetaceae. Bases 185 to 4270 code for a protein of 1361 amino acids.
GGAGCGUUCAUUAACCGGCGCUUUCACGUUCACGAAAGCCAGGGUCCCGUUCAAGCCGAUACUUAGUGUCAAUUGUCUUCUACCCAACUCGACCUUGUUAGCUAUUCCUACCAACAGUCCAGUACCUGAGUGAGUCGUUCAUCGCAAGAUCUUUACUAGCAUAGAGUUUGUCAGUGGUUCAAAUAUGUCUUACAUGGACGAAAUCGCCCCAGACGUGGUGUCUCCUCACGACUCCAACGCCACGGCAGACCAGCCGUUGAAACAUCUCGACACUGUGAUCGCAUUGUAUGAUUUUCCAGGCACCCAGCCUUCUCAUCUUCCAUUAAACUUGGGUGAUACUGUAUACGUACUAUCAAAGUCCGACACAGGAUGGUGGGAUGGUGUGGUAAUAUCCAACAAUGAGCUCCAGAGAGGCUGGUUCCCCCAUAACUAUGUGCGGUCCGUGAACUACGUCCAACCAGUAUUGAACAAAUUGAAAAGUAACAAGGAGAUCGAUUCCAUAACUGCGGCGAAUACCGCAGCCAACGUGUUAAUUCCUUCUUUCACAAGCCUUCUCCAGAAGAACUUCAUUGAUUCUGAGAAAAACUCGCCCGCUACGGCAUCCAGAAAGAACUCUGUAGUGAGUUUUGCUAGCUCGGAGACUAGUAUACCUUCAGAUUCUAAGAUAAAUACGUCUUUGACGCCCUCACACCAAUCAUCCACACCUUCCCAGCAGUCUCACCAAACACCCUUAACCCAACGAAGCUUGUCACAUCUACUUGGGCCUGGCGACAUCACCGACAGCGUUGAGUACACUGACUUGGAUGAAGCAGAAAGAUUACUGGACGAAUAUAAGCUGAAGCACAAUAAAACUGUCACAUGGGUCCCCAAAUGCACCACUGGUGGUGAUUCUAUCUUCUACUGUGAAGCAUUAGAUAUUUACUGUGAGUCCAUUCCAUACCUUACUUUUGAUGAUUCAAACUUUCCAGCGAACAUAGAAAUUCCAUCCAAAGUGGCCUUGAGUAAUAAGCCAAUAAUUACUAUAGAAGAAGGCACCAAUAACAGUGGUGCUGAGUCCAACAAUUUGCUUGGUGCAAGACAAAACUCAUCGUUUGAUCCUUUGAAAAGAGAUUCCAACGCAUCAUCAAUGAAUUCUCAAAGUUCUGGGGCUUCAUCUUUUCAUAAAUUUUCCCAGCCAUUCUUUGCUACUGAAAACCUAUUUUAUAAACAACAUUCAGAUUUGUCGAAAUGGAGUGAGGUGAAAGAAGAAUUCCUCUAUUUGUUGGACUUGUCUUUCAAGGCUUUAAAGGACUACAAUAAACUGUUGUUCAGUACCCAUUUUUUCAAGUUGCAUAAGUUAAUAUCAUUGGUUUUUUCAGCCUCAAGAUUAGCACAAGAUGAUUUUAUAAACACGAAGUAUGAAAAGUCCAUCAGGAGAAAAUUGAAGAAAAUAGCUGGAUCUUUUGUCCAGGUUUACAUUAAUGGAAUUCUCCAUUUGAGUGUCAUGCAUUAUUCUCAAGCUACUUCCGAGGACCAAUUAUUCAGUAUGGAUAUCACAAAACUCAACAGAUCCACUGGUGGUGGAAGAUAUGGAUCUAGUGUUGCUGAAUCUACGGGUUCGUCCUUAUCAACUUUAAGACAGAAUUCAGAAGGGAGUAACCUUGUGGGCCCCAAUAACAAUCUCAAUUCUAUUUCAUCUAAUUUGCAACGGUUGACAUUGAAUGAUGAUCAAGAAUUUGUUACUUACUUCCAGCAAAUUGAAUUCGAAGUUGAAAAUCUCAAGCAUAAUAUGACAUCUUUAACAAAGAUUUUCUUGAAACUAACCGUGAAUAAGAAAGUUCGCCGGUCCGAUUACGACGGUUCUGAUGCAUCAGAGGAUGAAGGAGAAGACAGAUAUGAUAUCUUGCCCCAGGUUUACCCACGGUUCAUCACAGAUGAAUUUAAUGGGGGUAAUUGGUGCAACCCGUUCUUUGCUUCGAAGAAUCCCGCUCUCAAUGUUAGUGGAGAUGAUAAGAAGAACAGAUACCAUUCCAAAGUAAUCAUUGAUAAUCAGGCAUAUGAUUCGAUACUUCAUGAUACUGAAGAGAUGACUGCCCUUAGUAGAGAAACGUUGAAGUAUUUGGACCCUGAGGUCCAGCAUUUGUACUUUAAUGAUGCGUUGAAAGGUGAGAGAAACACACAAAUUUUGAGACUUAUUUAUAAGUUUUUGAAUCAUGCCAGUUCAAUGGUAGACUUGAUUGAGUCCUUUGAUUUCACAGUUUUCUGUUUGAUCAAAAGAUAUUCCUCAGAUGAAGAAGAUCCUGAAGUAGUGAAAGAACGCUUGGAGAAGAAAAAUCUUGAGGACUUUUCUUCCUAUUCUACUUCAUCAAGUCCUUUAACUUUUGAUUAUCCUGUUGUGUUGGACUUUUUCCAGUUGAAGCAACAGUUUCAUGACUUGAUCUUAAAAAUCAUAAUGUGCACUCAAUCUCUCACACUUGACGAUCCUGAGGUAUUCAGGAGUCUAAAGGAGGAGGAUCCAGUGUUGUACAAUCGUGAUAUUCUAAAGAUACCCACGGAGAAAGCUGCAUUAUUGCUCACCAAUAUUCUUUCGGAUCAGGUCAACGAGUCUAAAGGGAAUGCGAUUGCACUCAACCCUGAUACAUUGAUGUCAGGUCAUAUCAAAGAUGGAAUCAACUUCUUUAAGGACAUGUUGACCAUUAUUCAACAAUUAAUUGAUGAGAGAGAGACGAUUCUUAACUAUGCUACAAGAGUUAUGCAUGAUGAUUUCAAUGUUCAGCUUUUGAUGAUAGAAAGAAACAAUACUAUACUUUCCACAAAAUCCGAAGAGGGAGAUUCGUACUAUAGUGGAGGCCAAAAGAAAUCUACAGAUACACCAUGGUACUUGGAAGGUGAUGACGAGUUUGAUCUUUUAUUAGAUAUGAAGGGUAAUAUCAAGGGAGGAACAAAAGAGGCAUUAAUCUCGCACUUGACACAUCAUGAUAUGUUUGAUUCGAACUUCAAUGCCUCCUUUUUGUUAACAUUUGCCACUAUAAUGACAUUGGGCGAGUUCAUUGGACUUUUGAUAAAUCGUUUCAACAUUGAAGCCCCCGAAGGCUUGAGUUAUGAAGAAUAUAAUACCUGGAUCUCCAAGAAACAAAAUACCAUCAGGUUAAGAGUUAUGAAUAUCAUGAAGCUUCUUGUUGAGAAGCACUGGUGUGACUCUUACUACAAUGAGCUGGUAGUAAAAAAGUGGUUAUCUUUUGCGCACUCAGGAACGGUUCAAAACUAUAGUGUUGGAAAACAACUAGCUAACAACUUGGUACGUUUAAUGAAUGGUGAACAAGUGUACAUUGAACGGAAACCUGUUAUCCCAAAGAUCAAGCCUCCUGCACCAUUGACCAAGGGCUCCUUAAUGAAGAAAAUUAAGCUACUUGAUAUUGACUACAUUGAGCUCGCUAGGCAGUUGACACUCAGAGAAUUCAAAUUGUAUUCCAAAAUUACUAAGUUUGCAUGUUUGGCAAAGGUCUGGGGUAAGAAGUCAGGUUUGAAUGAACCCACCGAUCAUAUUACCGCAUUUAUCAAGGCAUCCAAUCAGUUAACAAAUUACGUUGCUUACAUGAUUCUCAGAAAAACUGAAACAAGAAAGAGAGUUCAAAUCAUUAGGUACUUCGUGCAAGUUGCAGAAAAAUGUCGUCAAUACAACAAUUUCUCUUCUAUGACGGCAAUCAUUUCGGCCUUAUACUCUUCCCCAAUCCACAGACUUAAGAAGACUUGGAAAUUUUUAAAUGCCGAUGCACUUACACAUCUUCAAAAUAUGAACAAAUUAAUGAACUCUUCUAGAAACUUUAACGAAUACCGUGAUGUUCUUAAGUUUGUUGGAUCGGAACCAUGUGUACCUUUCUUUGGAGUUACAUUGAGUGAUCUUACCUUUGUGUACCAUGGUAAUCCGGAUUAUUUGAUGAACAGAACAAGAAUGACAAAUUUUGCCAAGAGAGCUAAAACUUGUGAGAUUGUCACGGGGAUCGACAAGUUCAAAACUACUGGAUUCAAUUUCCAAGAGGUACUGGAAAUCCAAAAGUAUCUCGAUUCUUGGUUUGACAAAUGUCCAACAAUUGAAGAACAAUAUCAGCUUUCAUUAAACUUGGAGCCAAGAGAAGUUGUACAGACUACAAGCACUAAUUCAAACAGUACUUCAAGUAAAUCCGGACAUUCAUCUAGUACCAGUCACAGCCAUCAUCAAAGUAUAGCACUGCACAUCAAAAACCAAAAGGUAUCGAAUACCCUAAGCAGUUUCGCAUUCAAAGCAACCUAAGGAGCUUUGCAAUAUGUGAAUAAUUAACGCUAGUCCGAAGAUUUUUAAUUAAAGUUCAAUACAGGAAUGAAUAAAUAUAUACUAGUCAUCAUAGAACACGAUUAAAUACAGUAAAUAAAU